Aplosporella prunicola CBS 121167 is the source of this 372-nucleotide messenger RNA. RefSeq lists its product as uncharacterized. The record is from RefSeq and is a predicted model, not a curated record. Lineage: Eukaryota; Fungi; Ascomycota; Dothideomycetes; Botryosphaeriales; Aplosporellaceae. The transcript has a single exon. Bases 84 to 296 code for a protein of 70 amino acids.
CCUUCUUGAUUUCUCUUGUCUUGUUUUAUUCACUCUUCCCUUGCUCUUCUGGGUAGUAUUCUUUCCUUAAUUGCGUGCUGGGGAUGACGAUGAAACGAUCAAACGGUGGGCGGCGGCGUCGAACAGUCUUAGUUGGCGUUUUGGUGAAGGCAUUAUCGAAGGAUAUGGAAAAAGCACAGGCGCAGGCCGGGGUAACUACAUCCUUCAUUGAAGUUAGGUGUGGUUGCUGCAAGCUUGGCGGCGGUAACGGCGAGGCGGGCUCGAAACAUGUACGAGGCUAUGAGGUGUGUCAGUAGUCAUUAUCAGUACGCGGCGAACGAAAUGCUCAGAGACGCUCAGUAAUAAGCCUUUGAAUUGAUAAAGUUUGGGGCG